Molecule: messenger RNA, 5939 nt
Organism: Porites lobata
Lineage: Eukaryota; Metazoa; Cnidaria; Anthozoa; Scleractinia; Poritidae
Source: the annotation of a GenBank genome assembly
AUGACUGAGCCUCCAAAAGUGGUUACCCUUAACGUAGGGGGACAGGUUUAUACCACCACCCUCUACACUAUAACACAGUAUUCUGACUCAAAACUUUCAGAGAUUUUCAAUGGAGAGAGCAGCGUACCCAAAGACCCAAAGGGAAACUACUUCAUCGAUCGAGAUGGUGUAUUAUUCAAGCACGUCUUAAACUUCUUGCGAACCCGUAAGCUGGUCUUGCCCAACGACUUUAAAGAGUUUGAACAGCUUGAGAUAGAGGCAAACUUCUACAAAAUCAAGUCUUUACAAGAAGAAGUCAAGAAAGCUAAAGAAUCCCAUCAAUCUGUAGAUUCUGGCCCAGAGAUUUUACGACUCUUUUACAGCUCCGGGACAAAGCUGGUGUUAGCUGGCGGAUUAGGAAUGCUUCAACAACUCGUACCCAAUAUACGUUUGCUCGGAGGUUCCAUUGCAAAAGGUCCUGCUUAUAACUUCAGUACUGCUAAGGGGGUUGUCGAGGGAGGGCAAGCUACAGUUCCGCUUAAGUUGGAGCAACUGGAUGCUUUUCUCCAACACGUCGUCAACGAGGGCUUUGAAGUCAAGAUGUCAGAUUUCUUCUUAGAUGGUAAUGCAAGUCAAGUCUGGGUGUUUGUGCGAAAGUAGUGUCGAAAUGCAUAAUGCAUUGGCUCUACACAAGAGAGAAUAAUUAUCAUCACUCUUGCUCUUCAAGAAUAAGAAGAAUUUUUAGUUAGAAAAAGGGACAAAUUUUGUACUCAAAUGUGUGAUAAAGACAAAUGAAACUUGUUAGGGGUACGUUCAACUGCCUGAACUUAAAAAAAAUCCCAUAAAAUGCCAUUAAGAGGCAACGGAAUUCUAUAAACAGCUAAAUAUUGCAAGUAAGCCAUGAUUUGAUUCGCUUACGUUAAGGUACAACUUAUAGUUAAGUAAUGUUUAGUGUUUUUAAUAGUAAGAUUGUCGGUUAGUCCGCUAUCGCGUCCUCGAGUGCCUGACAGUGUCAUCAUACAUGAACGGGCACUAUAACCGUUAAUGUUAGGACUGAUAGUUGCGCUUAAUGUGAAGUGCCUCACACUGAUAUUAAAAGAUUACACUAUAUAAAUCAACAAUGAAAAUAUUGUAUUGUUUUGCAGAAUAAAAAAAGUAGAAUACGGUAUUGCAGCGUCAAAGAUAACAAAAGGACUCGCAAAUGGCAGGUUGUUGAUUAUAGACUUAGUCCAAGACACUCCCAAAUAUCCAAGUACUUUAAUCUUUUCACAAAUAUUCUAUCAUUUGUUCACAGUGACUCAAACCAUAAUGAGGGUCAUACCCUGCAUAAAGUACUAAUGGAUCAGACUCAUAGUGGGUCAGGCAGGGCAGCCAGCUGUAUGUAGACACCCCUUUAAGAACUUUAACCGUUCCGUUAAAUUAAUUGUUUAUCUUCCUUGUCUCGUAAUUGUGUGUUUCGGAAAUGUUCGAGCAUUCUUUUCCGGCAUAGAGAACAACAAAGACUUUCUCAAAGCCCGUUUCCGGUUUCUGCUGGUUAGGCUUAUGUCGCUCAUCUCAACUGAUUUUUUGAAAAGCAACCUAACGAAAUUUGCAGUCAUUUGAGUCAGAAGGCAUCAAAAUGCAGGUUUCUUAAGCCCGUUAAGCUAAAAAAUCACAGUAACGAAGGAAAACGAAAGGAGAAAAAGAAAGAGCGAGGAGAAGGAAAGGAGUACAAGAAAAAAAAGCAAUGGCUGCACUCUGAGUUUUUAUAAUAGCUACUUUGGAGAUGUUGGACGCAAAAGGUUCAGGCUCCGGCUAAGAUUACAUCCAAGGAAGGAGAUGAAACAAGCUCUGUUAAGCUUUAGACGAAUAAUAGAUGUAAACGGCUUUCUUUUCUGCUCACGUCUCUUUGCACCGUCCGGGGCACCGUCAUGCACCGUCCCCACGAUCUGAACACCUGAAGCAGGCUAUCCACUUUAUGAAACACGCCUUUAAGACUUGCCCAAGAAAAAUCGAUCGUAUCCUGCAUAACUACGUAAGUGGGACAAAAUUGAGUCCGCGGUUCAUAAUUAAUAAGUGUAGUUUCAAUUUCGGCUGUCGUCAUGCAGGAAACUAAGGUCAUCAGCAAAUUGAAUCCCGAAAAGUCAUGACAGGAAAUCGAAGUAUUCAUUCUGAUCGAACGCAUCCCUGCAGAGAAUUUGUGAAUAGUGUUUUCAUUGACCACCCUCAGACAAGAAAGUAACUAUUGUAAAUAAUCACCGUCAGCGAACCAAUAUUGAGGUAACCUUGAGAAGCAAGCUGUUUUUGUGACUUUGGGACCCACCACCCCUUGGAUCUCGCUCUGGGCGUGGGUAACCUUUCGGUAACAUCGUGUGACGUUUUGCUAUUGUUCACUGACUACCACAGAACCGGAAAUCUUUGAUGUGGCAAAUUCAGCUUGCUAGCGAAACAACCGAUGGUCUGUUUUUGAUAAAUUACAAUCAUUUUAAGGUAAGUAAAAGAUUUUGAACGAGUCGUGUCUUGUUGUAUACGACGUUUUGUAAUUGCUCACCCAACAGUCACGUAAGAUAUUCUGUUAGAAUUCGGGAAAUUAAGACCAGGGUCAUAUGAGUUUUCUCCGGAGUUGUUAUGUGUAGGGUUACCGAAAUAAUCCCUAAUGUUUUAUGUAUACAGGAAAAAUGAUUCCGGUAAAUGAAAUUCGUUUUUCGUCAAGUGACGAAAAGACACAAACAUACAUGGAUUUAUGUACCUCUUUAUGAAUUAAUUAGUUUAAUGGAGUGUAAUAGUUUUAAAAUUGAUUCUCGUCAGUAGCAUGGGCUCCUGGUCUCGUGAAAACUCUAUUGCGACACAACAUAGGCAAGGUGCUAUGUAUUCAAUCCUAGCCACCUUAGAUUCAUACACAUAGUUGACGUUAUUUCACUCCAAAAGCACUUACAUUUGUAAUGAUUUUUAACCCAGGCUAAUCGGUUCCUUACACAGGGAUAUCGCACUUCCUCCGACAACAGACGAUUUAAGACUAGACUACGCUAAUUAUAAAACUGAUUUUAAAAAUUCUUACUUCCGCUUAAUGACCUCAAUGUUUUGCAAGCAGGAUGUUGUUAGCCAGUGUAGCGGACCCCCCUCCCUUCAGAAAAAAAAAAUGAGGGAAGGGGGAGAUGGCUAGGCUAGAUGUUUUAAACACAUUCCGGUAUUCCCUCUGCCACCGUUAAUAGCAAAAAAUCAAAUUUUCCUCACGAGGCCUGACCAUGUUUUUUCUUCUGUGUUAUAUAGAAACAGUGUUGUUAUGGCUCCGAUGGCACAGUAUUUUGUUUUACAGGAUCCGGCUGCUGCUAAACGAACUGUACCCUUUGAAAUACAUGUCCGUUUUAGCACCAUGUUCAAUGCUGUGGACAAAAGCGUUCUUUUCUUUCAUCACACCCUACUAAAACGAGUUCGAGCAAAAUUAUAUUCAGUAAAACACGAAUGUCAAUGGCCAUAUCAAGAAGUCAAUAGCAAAGUUCCCGCUUAAUACAGGCUUCAAUGUGCCCUCUUCGGGACAGAACGGCCAAAAUCCUUAGUCUGUCUAGUAAUACGCCAUCGUGAAGGCCAAGUUCGAAAGCGUCCCUCCUCAUAAAUAGCUAGGCGCGUCAGUUGAUCUGCUGUGUUAUUUUUCGCUUAUUAGGCGCAUCCUCGAUUGUCCAGACACGCAAAGAGAGCUACGUAUUUCAACGAAAUGUGACGUUGAGCAGUCUAUAUUAAGAAUUGUUUAAAUCAUAUGAGAAUACUUUUUUAACUUAGCGACCAUUUACGAAAAGAGAUAGUCGGUGUAUGGUACAUAUAUACCUGAGCUCUAUUUAUAAUCGAGAUUCAGAGUAGCCUGAAAGGCUAAGAUCUUCGAGAAUAUAAGUAAUAUAAAAGAAAAAAUAAGAAUCAGCAAUCCACACGAAGGUCUUAAGGUUGAACUCUCCACGACAGUCAAUUUACCAUUAUCAUGAAGAUAAUUUUUAUGACAAAAUUGUCCUAAUUGAUUUUCAUUCUGUUCCCCCUGCCUCAAGACAGUCUUGGAUUCUGAAUUCCACGCUGUGGAUCUCGGAUUCCAAUAACUGGAUCCGGAUUCCUCGUCAGUGGAACUUGGAUUUUGGAUACCAACUGUAAGCGGGACUCUGGAAUCCUGGACCUGAAAUUCGGAUUCCAAAGCCCAGUUUUCCGGAUCCCCGAAUACUUUGCAUGGGGCCGAUGAAUCCUGAGAUAGACAAGGUACAAUGUCACUGCAUGUUGAGCGAGAACGACUAAAACUAAAAAAUAACUCAUCUCCGAAGUGGAGGUGACUAGCAAGUACAAUACUCGCUUUCAAGCAGUUCGUCAUCCAGGACGGUUGAAAAUGCUAUGCACUGGCUUGGGAAUUACCACUUUCUAUUUUUUUUGGCCCCUCACAUAAUCGGACCGGGAAAUAAUUAACCCGUUUUGGACGGCUAGGGUCGUAUGCGACCCAUAUGAAACGAUGCAUACAUUCCUCCCUGAACCCAUUUAGCUUUCAGUUGAAUUUAAUAAAUCAGUAAGCAACAACGUCAGCAAAGAUAGAUCUUUCCAGCGAUACAUCGGUCUGGGUAUUCUGACUAAUCCUGACGGAGUUACACUCACAGGAAAGGUAACAUUUUGGGGAAAAAUCCACUGCCAAUUUCGCUGUUUACAUACUACAAAAAAUUGAAUUUGUCCCUUUCCUAAAGAGUUAGCCAGCCAUAAUUACAUGCAAAAGAGAGACGAUAAAGUAGGCGAAAAACGCCAAUAAAGAAGGAAAAGAAGGGAAAAAAGAGAGCGAGAGAGAAAGGUCGAAAUAGAUUCGCAAAAAGUCCAAAUUUUGGCUAUAGCGCAAGCGUGGAAAACAAAAAAAAAGUUGUUUAAUUACGUCAGAUUAGUCGGAAAAUAUGCCUUUUUUCUUCACAAAACUCGUUUUUAGCCAUUCUUAUGCUAAUUAGCCGAAAACUAGUCCAAAGAAGAGGAAUUGGUGGAAAAUGCGGUUUUUUUCGCUACUCGCCGGCCAGAAAGCCCAGGAAGUUGUCAGUGGCAUGUGUCUUCAUUAACUUAAACCAAUAUACUUGUUAAAAUUUAAUUUACACUCUCUCAAAAUCCCAAAAAGAGAGUUUGUUAGAGGACGUUCGAUGUACAGACGUUUGAAUUUGCUGCGAAAUUGCCAAGAGAUUCUCUCUUGCAAACGGUAGAAGGGUCUUGGAGAAAGUUGGUUUUGCCUUUUAAAACACACAGUUUUAUUUACUUUGACACAGAUUUAACAUCAAUAGCUAAGAAGUUAAGAUUACGGGAUUGAUGAAAAUAUAGUUAAGAGAGGGUUUUUAUUUCUUAUUUUCUACAUUUUACAGCUUCAGAAGAUGGAGAAAGCGCAAACGCUUCCAUCGAUAAUCGACAUUAACGUUGGCGGCCAUGUUUAUACAACAUCUUUGGCUAGUCUGACCAGGUAUCCUGAUUCUAUGCUGGGUGUCAUGUUCAGUGGUCGUCGUCCCGUUGCUAAGGAUUCCCGGGGAUGUUUCUUUAUCGAUCGUGAUGGACCAAUGUUUCGGUACGUCUUAAAUUUCUUGCGCUCUUCCAAGUUAAAUUUACCGGAAAGUUUUCAAGAAUUUGAUCAGCUCGUAGAAGAGGCCGAUUUCUAUCAAAUUGAUCCACUAAUCGAAGCUUUACGGAAGGUGAAGUCCUCACAAAGACCUGUUGCGAGUUGCCAAGUCAUUCGACUUACUCUGGACCGAGACAAACAUGGACUGGAAACACUGUUGACCGUGUUUGCCGAGGGUUCCAUACUGGAAGAGGUUUUCCGGGGACAUGAUUGUAUUGGAAGCUCUCUCAUCUUUUCUUUUGAUAAAGAACAGGCAGACUCAUCAACUGCAGCAAUUCUGCAAGAAAUAAUAAACCAUGGGUUUGAAGUGAUGACGAGACUCUCGCAUCCUGAAGAUAAAUCCAUCAAUGAAUGGUUUUUCUUUCGUAAACGUCGAUGA